This is a messenger RNA of Enterobius vermicularis (human pinworm), 843 nucleotides long. The record is from the annotation of a GenBank genome assembly. NCBI's taxonomy places the organism in Eukaryota, Metazoa, Nematoda, Chromadorea, Rhabditida, Oxyuridae.
AUGUUCCUUAGCCGCCGAGCUUUGAUACGUGCUGUUCGGUAUCCGUCGGCUGAGCUUGACUAUGCCAAGCACAUGCCAAAGGAAUACGUAGAAAAGGCAAAACGAACGGUACCUCGAAAAAUCUAUGAUAAUCGUUUUGGUGCUCCACCCCUAAUUCGUUAUUUCCGGCCUCCAGAUGACUACGUUCCUGGUAAAGGAAGGCCAUGGGAAGUAGAACCGAUGUCUAAGAACAUUGAUAGGGCUGCUGCUUAUCACCAGAAAAUGACAGCACAAAAGUUCUUCAAUAGAAACGAAAAAAAUGUUGAAGAGUUACCUGACGAGAAAUGGACAAUUUUUCCUGGCGAUUUAGUACAAGUAAUGGUUGGGAAAGAUAAAGGGAAACAAGGCUUUGUACAAAAAGUUCUUAGAGAAAGUAAUAGCGUUUACGUGGAGGGUCUCCACAGAACUUUGUCAAAAGAUGUAAAAAACGCUAAGAGUAUGGGGAUAAGGGAGAACUUUUCAUGGAAGGAGCAACCUCUGGAUGCGUCCAAGAACCAAGUUAAACUUGUUGAUCCAAACACCAAUGAGGCUUGUGAUGCCAUUUGGGUGUUAAAUGAUUCGAAGACUGAAUACCUUAGAAUCAGUGCUCAAAGUGGUUUUGAAAUACCAAUUCCGAGCCAAGCAUAUGUUACUUAUGAGUACCUGAAGCCUGACGCUUACAUUGAGGUUGUUGAAAAAGACACUCCCGCUGCCGAUGUUUUAGAGCGGACAUAUACUCCGAAACUCUCCUCAUUUGAAGAAGAAAUUAUGGAAGAAAUGGGUAUAAAAGACGACCGGGUUCCAAAACCGACAUACUGGUAUUGA